AUGGCUGCCUCACCCUAUCAGAUGCCCGAUCAGAAUUGGCUGGGAACCGUCUUUUCAAGAGUGGACAAGGACCGAAGUGGUCAGAUAUCUGCCACUGAACUCCAGUCUGCCCUCUCAAAUGGCACUUUCAGACCAUUCAGCUUAAGUACCGUCAGCAUGAUGAUCGGAAUGUUUGACAGAGAUAACUCUGGUAGCGUUAAUUUUCAAGAGUUUUGUCAGCUGUGGCGCUAUGUGACAGACUGGCUCAACUGCUUUCGAUCAUUUGAUCGAGACAAUUCUGGCAACAUCGAUCGAAAUGAGCUUAAACAAGCACUGACCACCUUUGGAUAUCGUCUGAGUGACCAAUUUUAUAACAUCCUCAUGCGAAAAUACGACCGAGAAGGUAGAGGUCACAUCACCUUUGAUGACUUCAUUGCACUGUGCAUUCAGUUGCAAACAUUGACCGGCGCCUUCCGACAGCACGACACUGAUAUGGACGGAUGGAUCAAGAUUUCCUACGAGCAAUUUCUGUCUAUG
Rhagoletis zephyria (snowberry fruit fly) is the source of this 516-nucleotide messenger RNA. Lineage: Eukaryota; Metazoa; Arthropoda; Insecta; Diptera; Tephritidae. The record is from RefSeq and is a predicted model, not a curated record.